UUCACAGAAUGGCUUUAGGGCCUUUCCUCCAGGCGGUAAGAGGAUCUGCGUGUGCCCUUCGCAGGGGUCCAAAGGGAGAGAACCUAGGCCUAGGGUUUCGGGGAUACUGACACCCAGAAACAGAUUUUCUCUCAAAGAAGUUUCUGCCGCCAUCCCUAUCUUAUCAGCAGGAGGCCCGGCGCCAUCGUCUCCGUCUUUAUGGUUUUAUUAUGGGGAGGUGGGAAACGCCACCCUGGAUUCCUCCAGGCCUCCCCUAUUCAGCUUGGGGGUUCCCCCUCAUUCUUCCCUCAAAGCCUCAGUCCCUGAGGUCCUUCUCAGCACCCCCCGCUUCUGGCGGCCUGUCCCCCGUGAAGUGUAAAGACACGGCCGAACCCACCGGCCUCGCCGUGAAGGCGGGAGGGCCCGAACCCGCCAGGGCCACGGCGAUGGCUCCGAGGGGCCCAGAAAGGGGAAGGGCAGGCCGGGAACCGGGGCAGAAUGACCUGGCCGGGGAAGAAAGGAAAAAAGGAGGUGAGGAGAUGCACCGCACCGCAGGGCUGCACAGAGAAGGGAAGAUGAUGAAGGAGGAGGAGGAGGGCGGUGGCCCGGGUGCGGCCCCCCACUCCUCCCGCCCCCGGGUCCCCGGGCCGGCGGGGGCGGACGGACUCGGCCCAUUCCCAGGUCUGGACUGGCGGGGGGUUGGGGGAUCUCCCUCCACACUACUAGGAGAUAGAGAACGAGGGUAUCGGGAGCGCGGGGGGGCUGUCUCCCGCCUGAACCCGGAGACCCCGACGCCGUCGUCGCCUCUUCCUCAGGAGGGAGGACGGGAGCUGUGGGUAAAGCCCGAAGGAGGAAUGCCUGAAGGAAUCCUCAGUGGCGGAACCCAAAUGGAAGACAGAGGGCACAGCAAGCAGCCCCUUGUAGCUCCCACAGGCGGCCCCGGGGCAGAGAGCAGGAUGGAAAAGAGGAAAUUGAUGGACACAGAUGUAAAAUGGAAUGGUCAUGGAAACACGUUCCAAAACUCGAGGAGCUUUUUGGUUUGUUUGGGUCUUUUUUGUUUUGUCUUGUUUUGUUUUUUGAGACAGAGUCUCUCUCUGUCACCCAGGCUGGAGUGCAGUGGCAGGAUCUUGGCUCACUGCAGCCUCUGCCUCCUGGGUUCAAGCAAUUCUCCUGCCUCAGCCUGCCAAGUGGCUGGGAUUACAGGAGCAGGCCACCACGCCCAGCUAAUUUUUGUAUUUUUAGUAGAGACGAGGUUCCACCAUGUUGGCCAGGCUGGUCUUGAACUCCUGACCUCAAGUGAUCCACCUGUCUCGGCCUCCCAAAGUGCUGGGAUUACAGGGGUGAGCCACAGAGCCUGGCCCAAAACUUGCGGAGUUUUAACAGAAGCUAAAGGAGAAUAUAUAAGCUUAACUGGUUAUAUUAGAGAAGAAGACUGGAAAAUAAGUAGCUCAGCAUUUAAUCAAGAAGUUAAUAAAGGGGCCGGGCGCGGUGGCUCACGCCUGUAAUCCCAGCACUUUGGGAGGCCGAGGCGGGCGAAUCACGAGGUCAGGAGAUCGAGACCAUCCUGGCUAACACGGUGAAACCCCGUCUCUACUAAAAAUACAAAAAAUUAGCCGGGUGAGGUAGCGGGUGCCUGUAGUCCCAGCUACGCGGGAGGCUGAGGCAGGAGAAUGGCAUGAACCCCGGGGGGCGGAGCCUGCAGUGAGCCGAGAUCGCGCCACUGCACUCCAGCCUGGGCGAAAGAGCGAGACUCCAUCUCAAAAAAAAAAAAAAAAAGAA
Molecule: messenger RNA, 1758 nt
Organism: Symphalangus syndactylus (siamang)
Lineage: Eukaryota; Metazoa; Chordata; Mammalia; Primates; Hylobatidae
Product: collagen alpha-1(I) chain-like
Source: RefSeq, a predicted model, not a curated record